CAGUCUCUCAGAGUGAGAGUCGAACAGUCGCGCUGGUGCCGUCGUACAGUACGGAUUGUGGUUUUGUUUAGUGCCGGUCUGCUGUGUUUAAACUUGGACAACUAAUUAAAACAAUUGCAAGAUGAAGUUCUCAAUUCUAUCGGCCUUGACACUGGCUUUAUUUGCCGUGGCUUUGUGCCGAGCUGAAGGAACUACUGCUGAUCACGGGGCUGCUCCCGAACCCUCCGCCGAACCUUCCCCAAAAGCAGCAGAAGCCAAGGCGUCUCCCGCGCCUGACACCAAACAUGAAGGUUCCGGUCACCAUGAAGGUCCUCACGCAGAGCCCGAAGCAGAACCUGAACCUGAUUCCUCUACGCAUGGGAAACCAGAAGAAGCCUCAGCGGAGCCAGAACCUGAGCCCGAGCACGAAGCAGCGGAAGGCGACAUCAAGCCAGAGCAUCAACAAGUUGUGGAAAAGCCAGGUGCUGCAUCUGCGAGCACACUUGGGGAGAACGGCUGUGGCAGCGUCGUGACGAGCCUCGCUCUUGUCUUUGCCGCCGUCGCUGCUGUGAUGAGCGCUUAGAUUCUGCUGUCCUUGCAUCAUGCAUAGGCAUGAAUUGGUUCCAUUCAGAGCAGCUACUAAUAAAUUUAUCUCUUGUGUUCCUAGGACGCAGGCUUGUAAUUUUCUGAGUAUUAUCAAGGUGUUGAGUGUUAGCUACUGUAAUGGAAUACUGUUAGUCAUAAUAGUUGUAUUUUAUCGGUGGAUGUGUAAAUUAUUAGUUAUGGUUUUGGAUGCUCGCUGGUUCGUCAGAUUCUUUCGAUUGCCUAAUACUUAACGAGGACAAAUUUUGCCCUCCUAUUUACUUUCAUUUGUAACGGAAUUAUAAGAUCAUUACUACGCUUCAUACAACACAACGCCGUUGUGCUCAGCUCGCUAGUCUUAUAGCUACUAGGCCCAUCCGUAUUUAUUCAUUUUCUUUCAUCUUUCUGCGGUAAUGAACCAAUUCACAGCUUUUGGAUAAAGUUUUAAGUUUCUAGCGGUUAGUUCAUGUCUAAGUAAUCUUGGAGUGUCAUAAAAAAUUCUAUUUACCUGCUAUUUAAUAAAUUGGGGGCUUCUAAGUGACCUUGCUAUGUGAUAUUGUGAGGUUCGAUUCGCAAAUAUAGAAUACAAAUUAG
Hyalella azteca is the source of this 1155-nucleotide messenger RNA. Its product is annotated as protein TsetseEP. The coding region runs from base 122 to 562 and encodes 146 amino acids. The transcript has 3 exons. The record is from RefSeq and is a predicted model, not a curated record. Lineage: Eukaryota; Metazoa; Arthropoda; Malacostraca; Amphipoda; Hyalellidae.